Molecule: messenger RNA, 339 nt
Organism: Lactuca virosa
Lineage: Eukaryota; Viridiplantae; Streptophyta; Magnoliopsida; Asterales; Asteraceae
Source: the annotation of a GenBank genome assembly
AUGGCCACUGGCGUGGAGUGGGAAAAUCAAGUAGUCCAUGAGAAUGUUUCCACCGGGAAGUUUGUCUCCGAGGAACCGAGCGCCGUUGUGGAUCACACGCAAGGGAUGCAUGUUGAUGUAAAAUCUUUUAUGGAGACAUACUUUGCCUCCUGUCUUCUCAUCGGUGAGCCGGACAUGGAAGGCCUUUGCCAAUUGUGUCACGAUCCCGAUGCUGAAGGGAACAAUCCCGAAGGUGUCUCCUCUGAGACCGGGCCCUCCUCUAACCCUUAUGCUUAUUCGCUUCUGAUCCUAGGUGGGUUAUGUGGUCCGUUAAGGGUUCGAAUUCUUCUCAAAGGUUAG